Messenger RNA from Adineta steineri, 1263 nucleotides. The record is from the annotation of a GenBank genome assembly. Lineage: Eukaryota; Metazoa; Rotifera; Eurotatoria; Adinetida; Adinetidae.
AUGGAUGUUCCAAAUAAUUCACAUACAUUACUUCAUUUAAUACAUGAAGUAAAUGAACAAACAAAUUCUGAUCAAUAUCCAAUUGUUGUUCAUUGCACAGCUGGAGUUGGUCGUACAGGUACUUAUAUUGCAAUUGAUGCAAUGAUUGAUAAGAUUAACCAAGAAAAAAAAGUUGAUGUAUAUAAUUUUAUAUUACAAAUGCGUCGUGAACGUCAUCUAAUGGUACAAACAAUAAAACAAUACGUAUUUAUUUAUCGAUCUUUACUUGAAUAUUAUAUUUAUGGUAAUACAAGAAUUGAAGCAAAUAUGUUUCAAUCUAUAUAUUCAAAUUUAAGAAAGAAUAAACAAGCUUUAUUAAUUUCGGAAUAUAAUAAACUCUCAUUAUUACCAAUUGAACAUGUAUUUCAUCAUGAUGCUCAUUUACCAGAUAAUAUCGAUAAAAAUCGAUGUUCUCAAAUUGUUCCAUAUGAUCAUAAUCGUGUUUGUUUAAGUAGUAUAUUAGGACAUCCGUAUAUCAAUGCAUCAUUUAUCGAAGGAUAUUCAAAUGAAUAUUCAUUUAUAAUAACACAAGAUCCAUUACCAGAAACAAUUCAUGAAUUUUGGAGAAUGUUUAUUGAACAUGAUUGUAAUUGUAUUGUACAAUUACAUACAAUUAUUGAAUCUUCUCCAAAAUGUGCAAUUUAUUAUCCAAAUGAUAUAGAUACAACAAUGAAAAUUAGUUCAACUAGUUUAUUAAAAUUAAUAGGAAAAGAAAUCAUACAAGAGAAAUUUAUUGUUCGACAAUUUUGUUUAGCAGAUACACGUGAAACUUUAUCAAAAAUAAUUUAUCAUUAUGAAUAUCUUCUUCCUAUAAGUACUAAUGAUGAAUAUGAAAAUGGACAAAGUUGUAUUCCAUCGACAUUAACACAUAGCUUAUUUGAUUUUAUUGGUUAUAUUAAUAAACAAUCAAAUAUAAGUAAUCAAACUCGAUAUAUUACUGUUCAUUGCGGUAAUGGUGGUCCAUCUUGUUCAAUAUUUUGUAUGAGUGUUAUAUUACUGGAUCAACUUAAAAAUGAACAUACAAUCGAUAUUUUUCAAUGUGUUCGCGCAAUACAACGACAAAGACCUGCUAUGAUUACAUCACUUACUCAAUAUAAAUAUCUAUAUGAAAUGAUUCAUAAAUUUAUAGAAGAAUCAUUUGAUAUAGCAACUAUUCAAUUAUCUCCAUCGUUCAAUAAUAGUAUCUAUGAUAAUGAUCAAGAAAAUCUUAAUAAUAUUUUCUAA